GCGUGUCACAGACAAGAUUUCCGGGGGAUCUCAUUACGUGUCACGUUCUCAUAGACUCAACAGAAGGAACGUAUCAGAAUCACUCCAAUGUCUUCGUGCAGAAAGAAAUCAAAGAUAGCAAAAGCAACGAUUUCAACCGCCUUGCCGCAUUCCGUCUCGCCACUGAUUUGAGUCCAAUCCUGUCCCUGGUCGGUCUGUGAUCGAAGCUCAAGUCCCACUCGAUAUAAUUCAGCACAGCUCGAAUUAUAUCGCUGCAGUUGAUUGCAUUUGAAGCUUUAGGAGGGUGGGUGCUGGGACUGCCGGCCCAGAAUUUGUAAUCGUCGAGAGUUUGCUUGACUCGUCGCCGCCACUGCUCUCAGUGACUGAAGCUGGCGAUAUAUAUUCCGCGCAGGCUGGACCGGACGCACUGCGGGCAUCGGCAAGGUAGGAGUUGAGUGUGCAGGAUGCAAGGAGAGCAUGCCAUUUCGUGGCCGGAAGCUGUCAAGAUUCGUCGUCACGAAACGGGUCACUUGGAUUCUUUUCACUGGCGUCAUGACGUACCAAGCGGCGUUGUGGUGGGCGACGAACAAUUUUUGAAAAGGGGCGUGUUUUGGAGUCGUCCGUCUACCCACGAUGAGGAGGAAGCGGAGGAGCUGUAUGGAGGAGGGCGAAGGCACAGGCUCAGGCCCAGGCAAGUCGAAGCUGAGCAUGUUAAUGCCGAAGAGAAAAUGGAGCCAUGUGGAUGUGGGGACGAGGGGUAUUGUCGUGCCAUGUGUGGGAUGGCGUCCUCGGACUCUCUCGAAAUGGACAGCCAUAACUCGGCCCACAGCCGGUGCGCGCUUUGCAGGCUACAAUUCCCGACCCGCACGGCGCCCGAGAAACAUUUGUCGAGCGAUGCAGGAUCUCGCAAUUUCUGUCCCCUGUGCGAGUUGGACUUUCCUUGCAAACAGGCUCUAAGAGUUCAUGUCUGCAGUAGUAUCCUCAACAGGAGCAGCAGCCGCCGCCGCCCUUCUGAUGCUGUUGAUGAAUUAGUUGGAGUCACUGCUAACCUCAAUGACCUGCCCGCGAGUCUCGGAGAGAUCGAGUGCGAUUGCUGCCCGUCCAGAGCCAGUUCGAGCCCGGAAGUGCAACUCCAAUCACAGCGUGACCAGAUCAGGUGCGAUCCUUGCAAGCAGGUUUUCUGCUCCCGAAAGUCUCUGGUCGAUCACUUGAAAGAGUUGCCUCGGCACACGCUCUGCUCCCGCUGUGAAACUGACUUCCAAUCCGAGCACGAGCCCAGCGACCAUCGUCGGUCGUACCACGAGGAGUUAGGCCAGGGUUACGAUGAGGAGCAAGAGGAAGACCAGGACGACGACGUUUGCUGCUACCUUUGCAUCGAGCCAUUUGACUCCGUUCUGGAUAAGGUGUGGCAUGAAUACGAUCAGCACCUAAAUUGCUCGGCGUGCUUCAGAAUUUUCGCCUCGAGGAAGGCGUUCGACGCACAUUUGUCCAGCAGCAAAGGGCACAAUUUCUGCUUCGAAUGUAAUAUGAAUUUCCCUUUUCGAGAGCAAUUGGUACAGCAUCGACGGUGCACGGAGCACAAGGUUCCCUUCAAUUGCCUUCCGAGAAUGAGCGACGAGGGAGUGAAGAAGAAAGUGUACGUUUGUAACAAAUGCCACGACUACGAAGGAGACGACAUAUUUAUGAAAUUUGCUUCGGAGCAAGAGCUGCAGAACCACAUUGACACCAUGCACAACACUUGCCUGAGGUGCGACCAGGAUUUCAACUCCCAAGAAGCUCUAACACAACAUAUUCUCCAGUCAGAGCGACAUCAUUUCUGUCGUGAAUGUGACUACGACUUUCCCUCGAAGCAAGCCUUUGAUAUGCAUUGCAGAACAGGACUUCACAUGGACUGAACAUUUUUCAAUCGCAUCGCUCUUGUACUUUCUAGAACCUGAUCUGCUCAAUCCCAUCCCGACCGUUAUGGACUGUCAAAGAACCGCCCGUUCGGUUUAAGUUUAAAUUUUUGUGGGUCCUCUCGGUGAUUCGUUGUUCAUCUUGGAAACUUGCCAACCGAGAGCCAAUCUCGAUUCGUUCACGAAAAGAGCCGAAUUUUCGGACUCGGGUUUCGUUCUACGCUGCGGGUCUGAAGAUGAUCUGCGACCGAGAAAGUUAUGAUGUGUGGAUUUUCAUGCAGUGGCUCUGCAUUCGCUUUGGACAAUGGAUGUCGAGCUGAUCAAUCCAGCUAUUUAUUACACAUAGGCACCAUUUGGACGAGAUCUCCGGCGGCUACAGGAUGGUUAGCUCGAGUCUCUCUAGGAUGCGUGCGUGAGGUGGUGUUCUAGAUGUGCGUUUGGCGUAUAUGAAAUCACAGAUGUCGAGGAGGUACUUUAAAAUGGAGAUAAUUGGAUUUGAGCAGAAUUUGCUGCCUGGUAGUAAGGAAAGAAGUUCCGAGCAGGUGUAUCACCAUCAGUUACAGUGUGCGAAUUUCGUGCAUGACAGAGGAUUGAGGAAAUCAAUUGUAUAUACGCAUCAUCUAUUUUUUCCCCAGUGGAUUAGAGAUAAAUUGUGCUUGGAAUAUUGUACAGCGUCGAUGUGGCAAACAUGAUUCCCACGGGUUAUUCUACUGUGGCAGGUAAUUUGUGAGGAGUAGAUAGACUUAUACUCAUUCAAAACCGUGCAAAUCACAGCUUCAAUCGCAGUUACAAGAACAAAUUCAGAAUCCUCCAACGAGUUUUCUCUCUUGUCUUUCGCAUGGACUCUUCGAAGUUGCUUCAGCUUUGAAACGUGUUUGCAAUCCUAGAUUGUUGAAUUACUGUAUUACGCUUAGAAAUAUAGUGCUCUAGAAAUGGCAAUAGAACAAUUCGACCGUCUAGUACAGACAUGGACCUUGCACGUUCGCUCUGAAUACUUACUUCGCGCGGAAAUAAACUUUGCAGCAGGAUCUAAAUUCUCAAUAGGAAUAUGCCACAUUUAGUAUCCAGAAAGAUGUUAGAUUUAAUAUUGAGUAUUCCCUACAUAUCAAUCAUAGUUGAUUGAUUGAUAGUGACCCACUUCUCAUUCGC
Molecule: messenger RNA, 3023 nt
Organism: Marchantia polymorpha subsp. ruderalis
Lineage: Eukaryota; Viridiplantae; Streptophyta; Marchantiopsida; Marchantiales; Marchantiaceae
Source: the annotation of a GenBank genome assembly